Molecule: messenger RNA, 1216 nt
Organism: Cololabis saira (Pacific saury)
Lineage: Eukaryota; Metazoa; Chordata; Actinopteri; Beloniformes; Belonidae
Exons: 13
Coding region: 38-1216 (392 amino acids)
Biological process (GO): proteolysis
Molecular function (GO): cysteine-type peptidase activity
Source: RefSeq, a predicted model, not a curated record
UUCAUCCGCCAUUUAGAUCGAGGGACGACAGCGAGUCAUGUCCAGAGUAGCGAUGCAUCAUUCAAUCAUCACGUGUGAUGGAAAGCCUGCAGUGGAACGCUGCACAACAUGUUGCAGACAGUUCCACUGCCCCCUUUGCCCCAAAGGCAUGUUCAAGCCGAACCAACCAGCCAGACUUCAGCGACAUUUGGAAGUCCAUAUUAAAAAUGCUAUUGCAUUUCAAGACAAUAAUGCCUGUGGACCACAUUGUGAAAUUAUCACAAAAAGUGAGAAUGUGAGACCAUGCCGAUCAUCAUGGACCUUCAAGCUUCAUCCUGCCCAAGAGCAGCUGCUUAAAUACGUAUUGGACACUGACAACCUAGCGGGCGAGCUCAUUGUUAAAACAGGAAAAAGUUGCCUGACCCGAGCUGACUUCUGGGGGCUUGGAUUGAACAAGGAAAUGGAAUCAACUAUAGGAAAUGCGUGCUUUGAAGUUAUUGAGAAAAUUGCUCAAUCACAGGGGAAAACCAUUUUUGUUGCUGACCUCUAUGUUUCACUAAUUCCUGGCAACUGGACAGAGAAAACUGGAUUACAAAUUCAGGGUUUUCCACGACAACCAUAUGGGAUUGACUGUGGCAUCUUCAUGUUGAUGAAUGCCUUUUACACCACACUGGAUGCUCCCUAUGACUUUUCUGUUACGGACAUGCCACUUUUGCGACAGUGGUGGUGUAUCAUCCUUAUGGAAAAUUUUUACCUUGGAAGCCAUGGAAAGCUGUUCGCCCACUGGACAGAUGCAUCAAAAGCCCUCCUGCGAGGUGAGGUGCCACCAGUGUUUAGGCUGAGGAAAAGGAAGGUGGAUGACAUAACUGAGGAUGAAGAGCAGCAGGCUGAGGUCUCAGUCAGACCUGCCGACAAGGACACACCAGUGGAAGGGGACUCGGUUGAAGAUCGUAUUCUGCAUGAUUGCAGAGAUGCAGCAGAGUGGGUUGAGGCCAAUAAACAAUUGUUCUCUGCCAGAGUGGACCUGCCUGAUAUUCUGUGCAUGGGGGAGAACCAGGCUGAGGCUGCUCUGCAGUAUGGGAGGGUUUGGACAGAACAACUGGACGACAAUGAGAAGGACUCAAUCCUGGAGCCCUUCAAAUUCACAUUUUACUCCACAAAGGACAUGUGGAAAUUUUGUGACGAAAUUGUGGACAAAAGACACAGUUUGGCUUACUGUGAAUGUCACCACAGAUGA